Messenger RNA from Bacidia gigantensis, 3531 nucleotides. RefSeq lists its product as uncharacterized. The record is from RefSeq and is a predicted model, not a curated record. Bases 1 to 3531 code for a protein of 1176 amino acids. Gene Ontology annotation, cellular component: SLIK (SAGA-like) complex; SAGA complex. Gene Ontology annotation, molecular function: structural molecule activity; protein heterodimerization activity. Lineage: Eukaryota; Fungi; Ascomycota; Lecanoromycetes; Lecanorales; Ramalinaceae. The transcript has 2 exons. Gene Ontology annotation, biological process: regulation of transcription by RNA polymerase II.
AUGUCUAGCCACAAACUCCACCCCUUCUCUACUCCGACGGGCCUUGCGCAUAGCAAAGUGAAUUCGCGCUCCCAGUCACGACGAUCCUUGACACCCAAUGGCCGCGUCCUUGCGAGUUCUGCCCGCCUAAUGAACAGUAUCGAGGGCGAUCUUGGCGCGGACGACGACCCACGUUUAGCCAUUUUCAAGGAGUUAUAUGCCAAGAGCGAGUCUCGUCUUGCGUCGUUGUUCGAGAAGGAAGAGGUAGAAGAUGCGGAUAUCGAAGAAAGUGGCGCAGAACAUGAGCCUAAGGAAGAUAACGCUAUGGACGCCGCCCCCACCCAGCCGUCACCUACCUUGAAAAGAAAGGCCCGAGCUAUCGACGAAGACGAUUACGACGACGAGUCAGAAGGCGAGGAAGCCUCAGACUCUGCCAAUGUCUCGCCUCUCAAGUCCAAGAGCGCUCUUCCCCCCGCCAAACGGGUCCUUACUUCCCACCCUAUGCUCCGUCAAAUAUCGCAGUCCUCAGCACCAGGCAUGGGCGAAGGAACACAGGCGGGUAAGACCACGGAGGAGGCGCGAAGGAAGCUAGAUGAAGAAGCCAAGGCAACGGAAGACGCGGCGCGCCGCACGUUUCAUACGAUAUUCUACACCUUAGAGAACGAUAAAGAUGCAAUGCUUGAGCAGAAGAAGCUCGAAGAGUUAGAGCGUAAAGUCGACGCCGAGUUAGGCGACGGAUCUGGCCAUCACGCUGGCUCAGGCAACGCUCAACAAGGCAUACUCAGUCAGACGAACUUGGGCGCAUCGAGUCUGACACUGAAAAACCUCAUCAAGCGUAUUGAUGAUGAAAGGGACAAAGUGAAAGCGUCUGACUCGGAGCUCAGAACCUUGAUGAGCGAGGUCAGAAAGAAUCGGAGCAAGUGGGCGAGUGAGGAAAAGAUUGGCCAAGAAGAGCUUUACGAAUCUCUAGAUAAAGUCUUGAGCGAACUGAAAGGUCACACGGAACACUCUACAUACUUCCUCAACAAGGUCAAUAAGAAGGAGGCGCCAGAUUACAGCGUGAUCAUCAAGCAUCCCAUGGACUUCGGAACAAUGACAAAGAAACUCAGAGCCCUUCAGUAUAAGUCUAAGCAAGACUUUGUCGACGAUUUGAUGCUCAUUUGGGCCAAUUGUUUGAAAUACAAUGCUACCCCAGAUCACUACAUGCGUAAGCACGCCACUUUCAUGCGGAAACAGACAGAGAAGCUUGUACCAUUGAUUCCGGAUAUCACUAUCAGGGAUAGGGCAGAGGUAGAAGCCGAAGAACGUAGACUACAGCACAGUGCUGCUGAGCUUGAUGGUGACGAAGAAAGCGAUGAUGAACCAAUCAUCUCUUCCCGAGGUCGCCCAGCGCCGAGCAAGAAGUCAAAGAAGGGGACAGUAGCUCGAAAAGCACCUGCCAGCACCAAAGAAUCUUCGCAUGGGCCUGACAGCAAGCCGCCUACGUCUUUGCCUAAUGGGCUUUAUGCGCCUAGAGACGAUACUGUCAAGCCGGAUUCGGAAGUAGGCGCAGAAGGGAGCCACAGUCCACCACAUGGGACGGCAACGCCUACUGGUGUCGGCGCUUUACUUGCUCAUGCAGCCACGGGCUCUCAGAGCGAGCUUGCGGACGCUGACACGGAAUCUAUGGUUAAUGGCAUUGUUCCUUCAAUGAAUGAGCCUCCCGAGGAGCCUGAAUAUGAGGAUUUGGAGUAUAAGAUUUGGAAAUCGGUCACGAAGAAAGAUCGAGCCCUUGUGACUGCAGAGCGACAUCGACUUUUUCUGGGUGACCGCCUGGAUCCUGAAGCGCCGGCCCUUCUGCGUACUAAAGCAGGCAUGAGAGGCUGGCUCCGGAAACAGAAGCAAGCAGUGACCGACAGCCCUAUGAAUAAGCCACGAGUAGACGCGGAGAUGGACGAAAGAGAAAUUGCACAACCAAAGGGAGAGACCUUAGCUGAAGGAAUGGAGGGUGAGGAUGAGAAAGUGCUUCCAGACUACUACGACCCACUAGCUGCGAUACCUGACAUAUCAGCUCGCCUACGGUGGGUCGAGGACUCGGAGGGUGAUGUUCAAGACAAUGCCGAAGAAUGCCUUCGAGAAAUACCGAAAGGGAUUUUCCUUACUCCACAAAGUGCUUUGACCAAGAAGAUUGACGGCAACAUGCAUCAAGUGCAAAAGACCAGGAAAAUCACCGGAAAGAUUGGUGUUGUCAAACAGAUGGCGUUGCAGUCUCAGCUCUACCAAGGCCAAUUUCAGAAGACCGACAUUGUACCACUUGCCGAGCAAGACGUCAAUCCACACGUCACGUCCUGUGAAGGCCCCGUAUUAGCCCCUGAUACAAGUCGGGCCGCACUCCGACGCUCAGCAGCAAAGCUCCUCAUGCAUGCUGGCUUCGAAGAAUUUCAACCCUCAGCAAUGGAAGCAUUUACUGACAUGGCAAGCGACUACUUUAAGAAAAUAGCUUCAACACUAACGCAAUAUUCCCAAGCACCUCUUGUUCCCAUCCCUGUGCAAGGCCAGGAGAAUAAGGUCAUAUGGAAGCCUCGCUUUUCUCGGCAGGACUGCAUUUUGCAUACCCUUCAGGAGAACGGCGCAGAUCUAGAAUCCCUAGAUACAUAUGUCAAUGAAGAAAUUGACAGGACCGGCACCCGAAUAAAUGCGACCCAUGACAGGAUAAAAGCUCACCUGGCUGACUUGCUGCGUCCUGCCCUUCAUGAUGCAGGCCCAGAUGGGUCAGGUGCUUUCAAUGACGACAGCGAGCAGUUCGUAUCUGGCGACUUCGCCGAAGAAUUGGGCGACGACUUCUUCGGGUUCAAGGAAUUAGGUCUGGAUGUUGAAUUUGGUGAUGCAAGCAUGAGUGUUCCACUGCACCUCCUUCAAAAGAGCAUGUUCAAUGCGAAUCGAGCUCAAAAUUCACACACCGGAGCAUCCAAUCUUCCGCUGGUGCUCACAGAGCCUGAACCUUACGAACCUGUUACGAUCGAAAACGUGGCAAAUCAAGUCGGCCUUGUGCAGCAAUUCUUCCGUGACAAACUCACCAGCAACGGCGACAAGCCUCUCGUUGAAGACGACAACCUUCCCAUCAAGCAAAGGAUGCCGAAACCCAAAUUACCACCGACCGGCAAGAUCACCAGUCCGCGCAAACGACCAUUCAAGGAACCAGGCCCUGGCAAAGGUCAUCCUCGGAAGAAGAUGAAGUUGAACGACGGCGACACUGCCAAGAUCGGCGAAGGCGAGGCGGCUGUCUCUACGGAGAGACCGGGCGACCCUGUCAAAACGCCUAUGAAUGGUGAGGCACCAAAAGUGAAUGGAAUCGUGGGUGGCGAGAACAUGUCGAGAGAGCCAAGUAGGAACGGUGUGGUUAGCGGAACUACUCAGCCAACGAAGCCGCUGACGAAUGGCAUAAUGGCUCACUCGAAGCCUGAUGAGAGUGGCGGUGAUGAGAGGGAGUUUGUCACACCAACGAAAAAGGGCAAGGAGAAAGAAGUCAAUGGCGAUAGUCUUCCUUCGCCUGCAAGCUUGGAAGCGACCUAA